AUGAAUAGAAAAAUAAGUGUUCUCUUUGGGGGAAAAAACAGAAUAGCACACGAGUAUUUGUGGCGAAGUAAGAAUAUUUCAGAGAUGGACGCAGAAAAUAAUCUAGAGAGUCCAGAGCAAGAGAUCGAGCUCUUGGAAGAUGAUUUUGUAGAAGUGGUAGAUUUAGAUGGUGACGAUGAAGUAGAGGAAGGUACUACUGUUAUAUCGAUGAAGACUUCACAGUCUCUUGAAAAUCUCCACACGUGUUUUGCUAGCAUGUCAGUAUAGAUUCCCGAUUUGUAAUAACCAACUCUAGCAUCAUAAAUAGAAAGUUGUGAACUCAAACGACAACCCUAUAUAUUACAAGCGAAAGUUAAAAACUCUCAAGACCCCUGCUUAUUUGCUCGUAAGUGCCAAGAUAAGAACGUCAGGUAUUGCAUCAAAGUGACGUCCGUAAGCUGAUAAGUUUGCAUUUUCUCAUUACCUUGUUUCUCUACUGGACGAUCUCUUUGAUUUUUUGGGAGAAAUCAUUUGUUAAUCACUUCUGGCUCUGGCACUGGAAGGGUUUAAGUACCUUAAGGUGGUUUUCUUGUUCAAUUAGAUACCCCUUCUGUUUUUCCAACCCCCCCCGCCCCCUCCCUCCCUCAGCAGCGGUUUAUGCAGAUUAUGUUUGCUGCCUUGUCGUUUUAGUAUAGAAAUUUCAACUGAGUGUUGUAGAUAAUCUUGAAUCUCCAAUCAUUUUUGUUGUUGUUUCCUGGACUCCCUGAUUACACUAGAAAACUUGCACCAGCUUCUUAAUCAACCACAUGCAAAACUAAAACUAACUGUGAUGUGAUCAAGUAUUUUUUCACCCCUCAGGUGAUUCACCUAUGUUUACACUUACUCCUGGUUAGUUCCUUGUGAUAUUUUUCUUCAUUCUGGUGGGCUGUUGUGAUUAGUUUGACAUUUGGCCUUAUUCAGCCAAAAUGUGUGCUGAUCAAUUCCCUGCCCACAGUAUAACUCGGAGUAUAACAUCUCAAAACAACCGAUGUUUUAGUCAACUGGCUUCAAAUACCUCUCUAAUCCUUUACACCCUAACAUCAGUAUGCAAACUUUCUAUACUAUUCUUGAUAAAUUUUCUGAGGUGCUGUCACAUGGAGAAUUUGUUUAACAAUCAAGAGCUUCUUUAGUUGGUGAUCAUUUCCUUUAUUCUCAUAACCUAAAUGUGUGAUUCAGGGAUGAUAUUGUAAGGAGAAAUUAGGUGCUAAUCACCCUCAGGGGUUCAGGGGUUAAAGGGUUAACAAAUUAUACUUCCAGAUGGACUUGCAAUUGGAAUGGAGGAUGUUGGUUUCACAGAUGACAUGAAUGAUCAAGAUGGUGAAAGUGUUGGUAUGGCUGAAAAAGAUGAUGCAGACUUGAGCUUCCAAAAGCAUACUGGUGAUUAUUACAGUUAUAAUGUUAAGCAAAUUUUAUCAGCCACUAUAUCUUGCCAUCAGGAAAACAUAAGGGCUGCAAUCAUGUCUUUACAUCACCAAAAGUUGCUUUAAUUGUUGUUGUUUUUUUUGCCAAAGGAGUUUUUAAAUGAUUUUUACAAAUUCCUUGGGAUGAACUAGCAUUCCAUCCAAGGGGGAGUAGUGAUACUCCUGGUCGCUUAUUUAUGUUAAGGAAACUGGGUAAAAUCCAGCAGGGUGGGCCAAUUGACUCCAGUACAGACUUAAGUUUACUUUUUCUUCAUCAGCUUCUAUCUUCUCAGUGGCAAUUGAACCAGUGAAUAGUUCUGUGGCAGUUUCUGGUGGAGAAGAUGACAAGGCUUACAUUUGGCAAAUAAAAGAUGGACAGACAAUUUUUGAGUGCCAUGGUAAAUAGAAACUUGUGAUUCAGUGGAACUGAACAUAAUAGAUUAAUUGUUAAUUUUUUCAUUAAAUGUAAUUAUGAUGUUAUUAGGCACCUUCAGACUUUAUUUCACAGAGUUACAACAUUUUCAUAGUUCCAAACUAAGGUAAAUCUCAAUUUGUAAUUUAAUGAUACACUAGCUAACCCUAAUAUGCAUUUGUUAUAAAUUUUUUUGCCUUACUUUUAGCUAUAGUUAUGAAUCUAACACCAUAUUUUUUGUCAUAAAGUUAUUCUUAGAAUUUUAAACUUAGUCUCAUUACUUUAUCUGUCUUUUUUUGGGAAAGGUGUUGGCAUGCUCCUCUAUAAAUUACUAACUCAGUAUGUACCUCUAACACUUGUCUAAAGUUUACCCACAGCAAUCAUUCAAAAUGAAGUUAGUUUUGUAUCCUAUGUUCUGGACUAGACCUUAAAAAGACCAAACAUACCUGUGGCUUCAUUCACAUUGCUUGGUUGAGCAAAACAUAAUUUCUUGUUAAUGAUUUCAUGUUGUUAGAGUGCUUAACAGUGAUUUAAAGACAGUUUUAUUGCCCUAAUUAAUUGGAUUUUUAAAUUUACUUAGUGUAUAGCAUUAUGAUAUCUUUUUUCUUAAUUUUAUUUUCACAAGGUCAUAAAGAUUCUGUGACAUGCACAGCUUUCAGUCACGAUGGGAAAUUUGUUGCCACUGGUGAUAUGAGUGGCUUCAUUAUUGUCUGGGAUGUUGCUACAAAAAAGGAAGUUUGGAGCUUUGAGGCAACAGACCUAGAGGUGAGAGGUAUAUGAUGUUAUAAUUGACUAAACUUUUUAGAACAAGCUACCGUUAAGGCUACUUGUUUUUUAAAUAAAAAAAAAUGAUUGGAAAAAUUGCUUUUAAUAGUAACUAAACUAAAAUGUUGAAGUGUCGAUCUCAGGUUGUCAAAAAUUUGUUUGUUAUUGACAGAGGUUCAUUUUUACCUAUGGCCACCUUGUGAAAAACUGUCCAAACUUUUCUUAACAGUGCAAACUCCCAAUAACUUAUGAAUCAGGGCAAGCUGGCAUUUUUGUAAACAUCCAGUCAGUCAGUCUGUCUGUCUGUCUUUUUGUUUGUUUAUCUGUCUGUCCCCUGUCCAUCUGUCUGUUAGCCAGUCAGUUAGUCAGCCAGGCUGUCUGUCUCUGUCUGUUUGUACUUCUGUCAGUUUCCUUUCAAUCCAUGCAUUAGUCUGUCUGUCUGUUCAUCUGUCUGUUCAUCUGUCCAUCCUUCUAUAUAUCCACUCACCUACCCAUCUGCCCAUCCUUCCUUGCAUUGAUCAACUGAUUCAUCCACAUUUUUUGUGUCAUUUCAACCACUGUGAGAAUUCCUUUGAAGUUGUUUUUCCUGUAAUUGUCUUGAUGUAAAUUUUCAGUGGCUAGAAUGGCACAAUGAGGCAAAUGUGCUCCUAGCCGGGACAGCAGAUGGUAAUGUGUGGAUGUGGAAAGUUCCAAGCUCAGAUUGCAAGACAUUCCAAGGUCAUGGAUGCCGAUCAACAUGUGGGAUGUUCAUGAAAGAUGGUAAAGAAAAUUAACCAGAGCAAUUCCAGUUUAGCAUUGGUCAGCAGUAAUCUGGGAUUGCUUUGGUUUUCCUUUAAAUUGCCUUUUUGUUUACUGAUUAGAUUCAGAACUUAAAACAAGAUUUACUUUUUCACUCAUCUCUCCACACCUUGAGCAGUUUGUUCUUUUAAUUAGCUCUUUUCCUGUUGAAAUGUGCUGUGUUUGACAUGUCUGGUGGCCAUGCAAUAACUAAGCUCUUUUUUUGUCAACCUUUGGACCUCAAGAACAAUUUAACUUUCUCCUGAUAAAACACUAUAGAUUAAACCAUUCACAAGGUAUUGCAAAAGAACAGAAUUGUGAUUUCCAAGAAUAAAAAAUUAUGUUCUAGUGUUCAAACUUUUUGAGAUAAUCAUCAUUUGGCUUUUUCAACAAUGAAAUAAUUGUAAUGCUUCAAGUUUUGUUGGAAAUUUGUAAUAGGUAAGCGAGCAAGUGUUGGAUAUGAGGAUGGAACUUUAAAACUCUGGGACUUACGACAAGGAAUGCAUACUUUUCAUUUAUCAGGUAAAAAUCCGAGGUACUUGUUUCAGGGACAUUUUUCAUUGAUGCACGAGUUGAUUGAGAAGGUCCUAGCUUAGAGAGACACCGAUAACAACUGCUAUGUGCUUAUUGCUGUCUGCUUUACCCUUAAUACCCUAACUUCAAGACGCAUAUUUUCCAUACAUAUUCUCUCUACAUUUCUUAUGGAGAAUUGGUAUUACAAUCAAAAGCUUCUUUAGUCAGUGAUCAUUCCCUUCAUUCUCACGACCAUGAUGUUUAAUUCAGGGGUGAGAAGGUGAGGAGAAACUAGUUUCUAGUCACUCUUAAGGGGCAAUUGGCUAAACCCUGUCACUGUAUGGAAUGACCAAGAAGGAAUUUUUCCACACAAUGUUAUUAUAUUUUCAAGCACAAAGGUGACGAGGAGAAAGAAAAGUUUCAAUUAUAGGGGAUAGUGUUUGAUCCAAAACCAAAUUCUCAGACCUAAAAUUAUCAUAAAUGUAUGGCAGAAAGUGAGGAGAAUUGAUAUUUAGAUCUCAGGAGUGAAAUGUUUAUAAUAGAGAUUGGUGGCCUGGAUCAUAUAUUGGAAAAGGCUUUACUUGUGGACACAAGAGUUCUUUUUAUGGAAUUUAAGACAAAUCAAGUAUUGUGAUAUGAAACAUUGUUCUUAAGUUAAAGCCUUUUUAAUUUGAAUAAUAAGUUUAGCAGGCAAACAACUUGUUCAGUUUCUUUUUAUAGAUGGCACAGCUCACCAGGGUUCUGUAACAUGUAUAGAUGGACAUAGAGAUAAUGUUCUUGUGGCAACAGGAUCAGAAGACUCCACUGUCAAAAUAGUCAACACAAACAGUGGGAAGGUAAAAAAGUCUUGAGUGUUUUUUCUUUUUCUGUAUAUUACACAAGACAUAGUUAAAAGGCUCAAGGGUUUAACACAGUUUCUUGCUCCUUGUUUUAACCCUUUACCUCCCAUAAGUGACUAAAAGAGAAGUUCUCCUUACAAUAUCAAUAUGAUAUCAAGCAUAGGAGUGAUGAGAAUAAAGUAAAAUGUAAAUUAAGGGAUUAUUAGUAGAUCCAAUACCAAAUUCUCCAAUUGGACAUCAUAAGAAUUGUAUGGCAGACAGUAAGGAGAAUUACUAAUGAGAUCUUGGGAGUUAAAGGGUUUACAUAGCUGUUGAUGAGUAAUCCUUCAAAUAGUUUUAAAUAUUUUUAGGAUUGCUUAAAAAUACCCUGGAAGAAAUUUUGUACAAUAACCAUUUCCUAGUUAUGAAUGGAAUUGAAUGCAUAAAUUACAAGUAAUUGGUAAAGAUAUGUGAAUUGAUUCCAUUCAACAUUUUCUUGAAGGUUUAUGCAAGGUUUGUAUAAUAACUGUGGUAUUUGAACUGAAUAGUGUCCAGUUUUGCAUGUAAUCUAGGGAAACAACAUGGUAUCUAUACUAACCUGGCUCUCUUAAAAUUGUGAUUUGCCUUCCUCUUUUAUAUUCAUGACAUACAUACUGCAUGUCAUGCAUACUCUUUGACAGCCCUGGAAGCACCAUGAGAGGUUAAGAUCUUGUUAAGAACACAGCUUUUCGACCUUGGCUACAGACUUUUCAGUAAGAUACCAGUAAGCCAGCCUUUAAUUACUUAUAAGUGACUGUAUGCCUUGCUGCUAAGAGUAGCCUGCAAAAUGGGGCUGUUUUUGUUUGCCUUGUUGUUUUCUUUGAUCUAAUUAUUUCGUCAAUCUGUUUUUUUCCCUCAGGUACUGAGUACUUUGGCUGCAUGUUUUCAAUCCGAGAAUGACAGUGACCCACCUCCAUCUAUUGAAGCUGUUGGAUUCUCUCCCCAGUAAGAAUUUGAAUUAUCAAAAGUAUGAAUUCAUUUCUUGGAAGUACUGAUUCGAGAUUUGACAGAAGCAACCACUUGAACCUCAAAAUAUGUUAUUGAGGGAUUGGAUUGACUGUGGCUGUCACUGUGGUGAUUGAGGCAGUCUUUGUCAAAGUUUUCGUCAUCAUUUCUAUUAUUACCUUUCUUUAAGGCAAUUCAAAAUUUAUUCAUAACUUGAUAGAGAGUAGCUGAGUAGAGUGGGGGGGAGGAGUCUUAAUCCCAUUUCUCACACAAAUUUAAAAAAACCAAUGCAUCACAUUAUACUUCGUCUCACAGUAUUUCAUGUUACAAAUUUAAAAGGGACAGUUUCUUUAAAAUUCACUUGACGUUAAUUUUGGUCUUAAUCGUGUGCAUGUAUAACUCUUUGCCACCUCCAUGCCAGAGAAGGCAUUGAUUAUUGCAAGUUGUUUUUCAGUGCUUUAUUUUGUGUUUAUCAUGACUUGUCCACAGGCAACCCAUGCUAGCAACAGCAUCAUUAAGUGGGGUCCUUGGGGUGUGGGAUUUGUCAUCAUACAGGCUUCGUCAGGAGUGUAAACAUCCGGUGAGUUAAAAGAAUUUUUAUCCUUUCACUCCAAAACUCCAAUCAGUAAUUCUCCCUACUGACAGCCAUACAUUUCAUUGUAAAUGAGACAGGAGAAUUUGGUAUUUUCUCGAGAUAAAAGCCUAAAGUGGAUGAGCUUGUCUUGAUUUGAAAAACAUAUUAAGCUUUAUUUGCACCAUUAGGGAGGGAUAGUGCGAUUGAAGUGGGAUGCUGCAACACCUCUAAUAUAUACUGGAUGUCUGGAUGGUGUAGUGCGUCUAUGGGACAGUCGAUCAGGAAAUUGUGAACGAGAGUGGUAUGGUCACAAUGGGGAAAUACUGGAUCUCGCUGUGGCCAGGUAAUACAAUCUCUUUGGUUUACAAAUCAUGUUUCUGUAGACCCUUCCUCGACAUCUAUGUCUCAUAGUCAAUAAUGUAAGAUUAUUUUGAUAGAUUUGCAAACUUUGCUCUUGGGUUAUAACUGAUAUGGACGUAGUUGAAAUCAGUUCACCCCAAAAAGUUACAUCUUUACACCCUAACAUAUGUGUGCAUUUUCUUCAUACUGUUCUCUGUACACUUCCCAAGGUGCUGACAAGGAGAAUUUGUUUAUCAAAUCAGAGAAUCUUUAAUUGGUGAUCAUUUCCUUUAUUCUUGAUUAGAACAUCUGACUGCUAGAGAACAGAAAAUUGACUUUUCGCUGAAAUUCAAAGUUUUUUUCCUUUUUCCUGGACAAUUAAUACUGCAGCUCUUUAGAAUAAAAAAUUUCUUAACUCUUUAACUCCCAGACUUUUAUUAGCAAGUCUCCUCAUUUUCUGCCAUUAUUUUCUUGUAAUGCUAGUGUGGAGAAUUUGGUAUUAGACCAACUAAUGAUACCCUAAUUCAUGUUUUUCUCUAUUUACAUCACUUGUCUGCUUGGUAUUGAAUUGAUAAAUACCAUUUUGGUCACUCUUAACCCUUUAACUCCCAUGAGUGAUCAAGACAGAAUUUCUCCUUACAAUAUCAAUACAAUAUCGACCAGAUAAGUGAUGAGAAUAAAGAAGAAUAUCAAUUUAGGGAUAAUUGGUUGAUCCAAUACCAAAUUCUCUGAACUAACAUUAUAAGAAUUCUAUCAUUGACAGUGAGGAGAAUUAGAAAUUUGAUCUGGGAGUUAAAGGGUUAAGAGUUAAAGAGAUAAGUGGUAAAAAACGCUCACUAACCCCUAACACUUUUCAUGUUGAAUAAUUAUGAAUGAAGUGCUUGAUUGAGUUCAUAAGGAUUGAAAUGUUGGAGGUGUUAGUCUGUGAUGCUUUCAAAAAUUGAUGAUAUGUAAUUUAACUCUCUAUUUUGCAGAGAUGGGAGCUUUUUAUUGACAGGAUCAGGGGAUAGAACAGCAAGAGUGUUCACAGUACAAACACCUGGAAGAUGACAAAAGUUAGCUUCAUCCCAGAGGAG
This is a messenger RNA of Pocillopora meandrina, 7676 nucleotides long. Lineage: Eukaryota; Metazoa; Cnidaria; Anthozoa; Scleractinia; Pocilloporidae. The record is from the annotation of a GenBank genome assembly.